GGAAUCAAUAUUGUCAAUUGGAGAGGCUUGGAGCUGCUUCGGCAUCCAGUAGAGCAAACAAGAAGGUCAAAUUGGAAACAUAAUUUAAUCCUUGGACGGACUUCUCAUCUUGCAAUGGAAGCCAAGUUCUUUCGGUUUCUGAAGCUUGUUGGAGUUGGGUUUAAAGCAAGGACAGAGCGUGAAGGCCGCGAGUUGUUUCUGAAACUGGGCUACAGCCAUGAGGUGCAGUUCACCGCUCCACCUGCUGUUCGCGUCUUCUGCUUCAAACCCAACAUAAUAUGCUGUACCGGCAUUGACAAGCAUAGAGUGCACCAUUUUGCCGGAGCUGUCCGAUGCAGCAAACCUCCUGAAGUGUACAAGGGGAAGGGCAUACUGUAUAUCGAUGAGGUCAUAAAGCUGAAGCCAGGGAAGAAGCAGCAGAAGAAGUAACACACGGGUAAACCUCCCCAUUUGACUUCCAGCAUAUUAAGAUGUGCGUCACAUUUGUGGUGCCGUGGAUUUCAUUUGGUUUUCUCGUGUCGGAUUAUGGCUAGCCCCAGUACCAUGCUGGACUUCGUAAUAAUACUCCGUAUGCUAUGUGAAUCAUCUGGUGAGCAUGUGCUGUAUGACUUGCAUACCGUGGGGGCGGAUCAGCACAUUCAAACAUUUGUGUUUUUGUUUUGGGCCGGCUAGAUGCAUGUAACCUACUUUCAAUAGCCCAAUGUGUUUGUUAAUGUCAUCUUUUCUCUACACAAUAUUAGCUCGUUGCUUUGUUACAA
Messenger RNA from Hordeum vulgare subsp. vulgare (domesticated barley), 758 nucleotides. Its product is annotated as 60S ribosomal protein L6, mitochondrial-like. Gene Ontology annotation, cellular component: ribosome. Bases 115 to 429 code for a protein of 104 amino acids. The transcript has 2 exons. Lineage: Eukaryota; Viridiplantae; Streptophyta; Magnoliopsida; Poales; Poaceae. Gene Ontology annotation, molecular function: rRNA binding; structural constituent of ribosome. Gene Ontology annotation, biological process: translation. The record is from RefSeq and is a predicted model, not a curated record.